GCUUGAGGGAAGAUGAGGUGCACUUCUUAUAGGGCCUCGAUCCGUGUGGCGCUCAGUGAAUAGUGAACAGUGGCCAGUGUGAGAAGAAGUAAUAUUCCUAUAACACAGGGGUGUUCCCCGUGAUGCAGGGCGCAAGGAGCAGGGGAACUCCCUUCAUCCUUCUCAGUCAUCAGAGGGAGCUGUGACCUCUGCCAAGGCUAGGACUGUUUCUUCCAAACAGGGUGUGGUCUAUCAUAGCUCCACAGUGGCACCACUGGGGCCCAGCUGCCAAAGGUCCUGUAAGGUUUGGACAGCUGUGCCCUGGCAGAGCCCUGUGCUGCAGUGUCUAGAUGUGGGUGCUCAUGGGGUACAUAAGCUAGGAGGCUUCAGAACCAUGCUUGGGACCCCGACACCUGUGGGCCUCCUAGCCCCCACCUCCAAGCCACACCUGCAGCUAUCCAGGGCCCAGCCUGGGGCUGGAUGUGGCACAUGGGAACCCCUGGACUGGCCCUGUAAUUACCUGUUUAUCUGCCAUCUCCCCUCUUGAGGCUCCUGUACACUUGGUUCCUUGACGUUGGAGGGAGCAGCAGCAACCGCAGCAGCACUUGACCAUGGCGGAGGACAGGGCACAGCAGCAGCAGCAGCUGGACAUGCCACUGGUCCUGGACCAGGACCUGACCAAGCAGAUGAGGCUGCGUGUGGAAAGCCUGAAGCAGCGCGGGGGAAAGCGCCAGGAUGGUGAGAAGCUGCUGUGGCCAACUGAGUCUGUGUACCGCCUUGACUUCACCCAGCAGCAGAAGCUGCAGUUUGAGCGCUGGAACGUCCUGCUGGACAAGCCGGGCAAGGUCACCAUCACUGGCACCUCGCAGAACUGGACACCUGACCUUACCAACCUCAUGACGCGCCAGCUGCUGGACCCCGCUGCCAUCUUCUGGCGCAAGGAAGACUCAGAUGUCAUGGAUUGGAAUGAGGCCGAUGCCCUGGAGUUCGGGGAGCGCCUGUCGGAUCUGGCCAAGAUCCGCAAGGUCAUGUACUUCCUCAUCACUUUUGGGGAAGGUGUUGAGCCCGCCAACCUCAAGGCCUCUGUGGUGUUUAGCCAGCUGUGAUGGGGCACCUUGCGGCUGCCCCUCCUCUGGCCCACCUGCCCUCUCCACUGCCUGGACCUCCUUCCCAUGAAUUCUGGGGGACAUUCUUCUAGCUG
Messenger RNA from Castor canadensis (American beaver), 1180 nucleotides. NCBI's taxonomy places the organism in Eukaryota, Metazoa, Chordata, Mammalia, Rodentia, Castoridae. The record is from RefSeq and is a predicted model, not a curated record.